Molecule: messenger RNA, 678 nt
Organism: Rhizopus microsporus ATCC 52813
Lineage: Eukaryota; Fungi; Mucoromycota; Mucoromycetes; Mucorales; Rhizopodaceae
Exons: 2
Coding region: 64-507 (147 amino acids)
Biological process (GO): cellular response to starvation
Cellular component (GO): nucleus
Molecular function (GO): DNA-binding transcription factor activity; RNA polymerase II transcription regulatory region sequence-specific DNA binding
Source: RefSeq, a predicted model, not a curated record
GUAAGUCAUGAGGCAUAAAGAAAUACUAUGUUAAAAAAAUACAGUCUCUAUAUCUUGUAAUUUAUGCAAGCAUACCAAGACUGCCACAGCACGACAAAAGUCAAGCAGAACUCAAUGACAAACAAACCUUUGAAGUUAAAACGUUCACAAGUCAAGAACGCUUGCAUCAACUGUAAGAAAGCGUGUAAAAAAUGUGAUGAUGGAAGAGCCUCUCAGAGAUGUAUCAAGUACAAUCUAGUCAAUACAUGUAAAGGCUCAAUUCGAAAAGAGCGAAAAAGGAAGAAGAGAGGACCGUACAGAAAAAAUCACACAGAUGAAACAGGUGAUGCCAAACAAUCAACAAAUAACACUCUAUCGUCACCAUUAUUGACGUUACCCACUGUGCCUGUAUUUUCCAUCACCAUGGAAACAUACAUGCCGUCUGAGCAACAGCAAGAGCUAUCGGCUGCUAAAAUAGACAGAGUUAUAAGUACCAAGAAUAUCAUUGGAAUCAAUCAAAAUGGCUAGUUGGAACGUUUCCUAUUGUUAGUCCGGAUAGUUUGCACAAUACCUUUCAAGCAUACACAUGGAAUAGCCGUGACGAUAAUAAGAAUUUAGAUUAUGUAAACAGUAUAAAGAGCUCUGGCACCAUUAACGACUCAACGUUCGCUACUUUUCAUUAAUAAAAAUAGGAGUCUG